Molecule: messenger RNA, 441 nt
Organism: Cryptotermes secundus
Lineage: Eukaryota; Metazoa; Arthropoda; Insecta; Blattodea; Kalotermitidae
Exons: 2
Source: RefSeq, a predicted model, not a curated record
AUGUGAUGCCUUUACAGAACUGUACAAAUUCAAAGAAGGUUUUAGUGGGUCCAUAUGGUGAGACAUACCCACCAAGUCAUGAUGUAAACCAGGCCGUAAAUAUAAAAGCUGAGGAAGUCUCAGACUCACAAGAGGAAGUGGAUCCUUUGAUAAUAACAGUUCAAGAGAUAAAGGCUGAACCUGAGAACUGUACACAUUCAAAGACGGUUUUAGUGGGUCCAUAUGGUGGGACAUACCCACCAAGUCAUGAUGUAAACCAGGCCGUGAAUAUAAAAGCUGAGGAAGUCUCAGACUCACAAGAGGAAGUGGAUCCUUUGAUAAUAACAUUUCAAGAAAUAAAGGCUGAACCUGAGGUGAGCUGUAUGUUUCUCUAUGUCCACUGUAAGGCAGAUAUCACAGAUAGGCAGGAAUUCCAGAUGUCUUUCUCAUCUCCCUCUGCCU